CUUCAGAGAGAAAGGCAAGUAUGGUGUACAUUAUAAAUAUGCAUAGCACAAGGGUUAUUUAAAUGGUAUAAUCUGCAGAUUUGAUUUACCGAGUGAAUGGGUGUCAGGACAUCUGGAGUUCAAAGACAGCAACAGCCUGUGAAGACUUGCCUUUUCAGCAUCUUCCUUCGGAUACAGUCCCAGAAUUUUCAUGGAAUAACAAACAACCCCUUGCCUCUGGAACUCCACCUGGCUUCAUUUCCAGACUGACUUUAGAUAAGAAGGGAGUUCUCUCAGUUUUAUUAUACAACGCAAACUGAGCUAGACGGAAAGACAUUAGAGAGUGCAUCAAAGGGGAAAUAUACAAAAUGUCUUUGUCAUUGAUAACCAUACUUCUUUUGCUGUUUGGCACGGAAGAUGCUCAAAGAACAACUCCUGAUUUCAUGAUGCAUUAUUUUCAGAGACAACUUCAAGUACUGGAGGGACGACUGAUCAAAUGUGAGCUGGACUUCCAGCAGUUCAGUCAAAGGAUGUACGACAUGUCCAAAGAGGUGCAUGGGCAAACGAGCAGGAUGAAUGUGUUGAGAUCAGAGGUCAAGGGUCAAGUCGACACCAUAGGUAUGCGCUUGGAUCGGGUUGAGAGAGAUGUGGAAUACCUACAUAAUAAGAUUCCCGAUACAACUCAUGUUGAAAUUGAAGACUCGCUGCUUGAGCACCAGGUGAAAGAAGCCAAACUAAAAAAGACAGCUGUAAUCCCCAAGGACAAAGAUUGCAGUUAUGAGCUGGUGGGUAUCAAGUCCCUGAAAAUCGUCAAGAAGGCAGGCGAUGCCAGUGGAUCCUGGAUGAAGGAUCCAACUAAGGGUUCUGCUAAGAUUUACUUUUUUAGUGGCCCAACAAACAGAACACUUUUGGCAUACACCUCUCUGAAGACUUUCACAGACACAAACUCCACCAAAAAGACUGAAGUUAUCCCUCUCCCUUUGCCCUGGCAAGGAACAGGCCAUGUGGUGUACAACGGCUUUGUAUACUACCACCUGGCAGGCACCAGCAAUGAGAUCUUAAAAGUCCACCUCAGCAAUCGCACAGUGACAGAUCGAUUGUUGCUUCCUGGGGCUGGCCGAAUGCCUGCUUAUUCCCUCAAUCCUCACACCCUGCUGGAUCUGGCUGUAGAUGAAAUGGGACUCUGGUCGAUUCAUGCAGAUUCAGACUUUGGAGGCAACUUGGUUAUCUCCAAGCUGGACCAUAACAGCCUUGCUGUGCAGCACACCUGGGAUACCAGCUGCAAUAGUCGUGAUGCAGAAGCAGCUUUCAUGAUCUGUGGCACCUUGUAUGUGGCCUACAACUCUGACUAUGGUGGCAGGUCCAGCAUCAAAUGCUUGUUUGAUAUUCAUGACACCAUUUACACCGAGAGCACCCCAGAGCUAUUUUUCCCAAAGCGUUACACCGGUCACACUGCUUUGCAUUACCACUACAAAGACAAGCAGCUGUAUGCCUGGGAUGAUGGUUAUCAGACCAUCUAUAAGUUAGACAUCAGGAAGAAAGUUGCUGCAUAGGUCAAUUCUACAUGGUAGAAUCCCAAGACCAGUUACAAUGAGAUUCUUGUAACCAGCAAUGCUUACAGUAAAUCUUCUUCCUAAUGACUUAAUCUGUUUGUUAUUUUAUAGAAAGCCACUACUACACUUUGUUGUUGUGCCAGACAGUCGUUUCCUGAAAAACAAAGGAAUCUUUUUUCCCUAUUCUCCUUGGUUCAGUCAGGGAACUGCCAAGAGUAACUAGAACUUUUUCUUCUCGAAUCUGUCUCUGAUUUGAAACAGUAAAAGCCGUAUUUGGUAUUACCAACAGGAGAUUCUAAAGUAUUCUACAAAUAAAUAGCAUUUAAAAAAGGGAAUAUCUGUAAUCCGUGUGCCUUCUUAAGAAAAUAUUUAAUACAAAAAGUAUAAUAAUAUAAAAAUAUUGACUCCAACCAGGUCUCCUAAGCAACCAAAUUGGCCCCGUUGCAAGGGAGGGUAGAGUCACAUGGGGUAAACUGAAUGUUCUGCUUCAACUACUACACUGUCAACGUGCAAUAUAAGUGACAGGCAAAACACAUUUUGUCUAGUGCUGUCACAGAGACCGGUGAGAUACGUCAGGACACUUAUUUCAGUAAUCUCUUUCAGGGAUAUUUUCUGCAUACUAUUCCAUAAACAUUGCUUACAGCACCUUUAAUUUAUGGUUUAAAAGUUGUAAGAACUGUAGUAACAAUGGUAUUUUGAUAUAUGGGCUACUAUGGUAAACAUGUAUAUAUAAAGGCCGAAACAUACUUCACGCAAGUACACGAACGCAGACGCGAGUGCUUGGCCAACGCAUGGCCUACACGUGGUCCCGUUGAACAUACUUUACAUGCGCUAUUGCGUUGCUCUGUCGGUUACUAACCUCACACCACAAGGGGGCGAUAGAGUUUUUUUUCAGCUGCCACGAAAUUGAAUCACAAAAAUUUUACUCUGUGGUCCAGUGUUUUAUGAAGUCAAAAAGCCAUCCCAACAUGUCCAAAAUGACUGGAUAUCCAUAGCUAGUUGCGGCAUCUCUGCUGCGGACACCUUUCCAUUUCUUCAUGGCUCAGACAAAUCGGUCCCGUAGUUGUUUCCAUUUUCUCUUUACAGUGUCAUUAUCAGAAUUUAGGGAAGCUGCAAUUUCUUGCCAAGCAUCUUCAAUCGCUGUUUUAUUCGAAUGGAGAGGGGACGAGGGGUCGUAAAUAUGUUUGUAUAAUCAAAUGUUUUCGGCAAGACCCUCCUCAGAUUGUUGCUUUGCCGUGACAGUUGUUGACUGAAAACAGAAAAUCCGCUCUAGCGCCCCUUGGGGCAAUGCAGAGAAUGCAGCUCAUACUUGCGCUGGGUUAUGAAUUGAGCACAUUUUACUACGCAACGACGCCUGGAAUCGAGUUUGCGUAGCAAGGUGCGUCUGCGUUCGCGUACUUGCGUGAAGCAUGUUUGGGCCUUUAUUCAUGUAUCACAAAUGUUGUAUUUUCUUUGACCUUUGUUUUUGGGUUAUUAGGGUGUUCCUUUUUAAUGCUAACAUAUAGAGCAAUACAAUAACAAUCAUCAAAAACAAUGAAAUUGUCACGGUAUAUAUAGCUUUAUGGAUUUUAAAAAAAACUAAUUAAAGAAAUAACAGAUACCAGUAAUAAAGAAACAUAAAUCAAAGUAAGGAAAGACAAUCAUUUUUUAUUUAUUUUUUUAAAGAGGGCAUUCAAAAUAUAGUAAUUCGUACAUCAACUAGCUGAACGGUUUUUAAAAGCAGAGGAGACUGUAAUUGUUCGUAAUGCUUUUUAGUUAGUGUAUAUUCCUACCUGUGAUGAUAAUUUCCAUUUACCUUCUGCACAUGCGCACUUUCUUGUAAGAAAACAACGGCUAGGACCGAAAGCUUGAAAAUGCUGCCUUCGGAGGCUGUAUACAAAUGUAGAAUAAAAAAUAA
Messenger RNA from Myxocyprinus asiaticus (Chinese sucker), 3429 nucleotides. RefSeq names its product olfactomedin-like 1 (gene olfml1). Lineage: Eukaryota; Metazoa; Chordata; Actinopteri; Cypriniformes; Catostomidae. Bases 348 to 1532 code for a protein of 394 amino acids. Gene Ontology annotation, biological process: signal transduction. The record is from RefSeq and is a predicted model, not a curated record. The transcript is spliced from 3 exons.